AUUCUUCUUCGCACUCAAGCCCAUGCUUGUUGUCAGUGAUCUGACAUAGUGAAAGAAAUACUCGUCAAGGACUUCAACAAUUUUGCGGACAGAUUCUUUACUGUUAAUAUCCGCCCGCCGAUAGUAAGCAAGGGACUAUUUUUCACCGGAGGUUCAACGUGGAAGCGUCUUCGGAGGCUGAUGACACCUACAUUCACUGGCGGCAAGUUGAAGAAUAUGAGUCACUUUGUGGACCGAUGUGCUAAUAUCCUGAAGGACAAUCUCCAGGACAAAACGUGUCACAAAGAAGUCAUUGACAUCAAAGAUGUCUUUGGCGCCUUCACCAUGGACGUCAUCACGGGGACGGCAUUCGGACUGGAGACCAACUCCCAGACACAACCUGCCGAGCCCUUCGUCCAGAGUUGUAAGAACAUGUUCUACAAAUUGUCAGGAAACAGAAGCAGAUGGCUCACAAUCGCAGGACUGUUCCCGUUCUUGAGUCCACUCAUAAUGGCACUGGGCAAAGGCUUCUUCACGGGAGAAGAGUCUGACUUUCUCGUCAACUCCGUGUACAGGAUGGUCGACGAAAGACGACAAGCAAUAGGUGACGAAAAGCGCACAGACUUCCUACAGCUGCUAGUCAAUGCCGAGGACACUGGGUUGGACGUAGGUCAGAAACGUAUGACGAGGGAGGAGGUUGCUGCUCAAGGUGUUAUCAUCCUGAUCGCCGGCUACGAGACAACGGCCACCACCCUGCAGUACCUGACCUACAACCUGGCCAUGAACCAGGACGUUCAGCAGCGAGUAUACGAGGAGAUGAGAGACGAGCUGGGCGAUGAGGACCCCACCUACGACAACGUGGGCAGACUGAAGUACCUGGACAACGUCAUCCACGAGACACUCCGGCUCUUCCCACCUGUGUCAUUGAUCCACAGACGAGUUUUGCAUUCAAGAACCAUCAAAGGGUUGACCAUUCCUGCUGGUGUCGGUGUGUAUAUCCCCAUCUACAGCAUCAUGCACGACCCAGACUACUUCGACGACCCGGAGAAAUUCUGGCCUGAAAGGUUUAGCGAGGCGGAAAGCUCCAAGCUACCCAGCAUCCUCUCGGAGCUGGCCUUUGGCUACGGUCCACGUCAGUGUAUCGGCAUGCGUCUGGCGCUUCUGGAAAUCAAGUUCGCUGCCGUGCGCAUCCUGCGUCACUUCCGGUUUCUUCCGUGUGAAGACACACCGGACAAGAUCGAGUUUGUGACAGCUGGACUCACUGCACCCACGAAACCUAUCAAGCUGAGAACCGAACUCCGUGUGUGACGUCAGGAUACCUCUCUCGUGGAACUGGAACCGUGCCUGGGAUGAACUUUGAGCCUCACACUAUUGAGCUAAUAUUUGUCAAUGAAAACGAUUUCGACUGUAUCCGUGCACAGGUUGUCUUAAAUGUGCUAACCACUAUAAUACAGUAAUAUACUAACAAA
Messenger RNA from Pomacea canaliculata, 1448 nucleotides. Its product is annotated as cytochrome P450 3A5-like. The record is from RefSeq and is a predicted model, not a curated record. The transcript has 11 exons. Lineage: Eukaryota; Metazoa; Mollusca; Gastropoda; Architaenioglossa; Ampullariidae. The coding region runs from base 181 to 1287 and encodes 368 amino acids. Gene Ontology annotation, molecular function: steroid hydroxylase activity; iron ion binding; oxidoreductase activity, acting on paired donors, with incorporation or reduction of molecular oxygen.